Momordica charantia (bitter melon) is the source of this 1235-nucleotide messenger RNA. Its product is annotated as transcription factor bHLH122. Gene Ontology annotation, cellular component: nucleus. NCBI's taxonomy places the organism in Eukaryota, Viridiplantae, Streptophyta, Magnoliopsida, Cucurbitales, Cucurbitaceae. Gene Ontology annotation, biological process: regulation of transcription by RNA polymerase II. The record is from RefSeq and is a predicted model, not a curated record. Gene Ontology annotation, molecular function: RNA polymerase II cis-regulatory region sequence-specific DNA binding; DNA-binding transcription factor activity, RNA polymerase II-specific; protein dimerization activity.
UUACGUUCCUCUUUCUCUGUUUUAUUGUACGAGCAGCCGCACUCCGGCGAAGACCGCCGUCGCCCAACGCCGCCCGCCGAGGCUACAAGUGGCGGAGAUACCAGUAUAAUUAUUAAUUGUUGAAUAAAGACGAUAUUAGCAUUCGAGUGCCGUUUUUGGAAAGUGAAAUUUCCAACAACAACUAUUCUAUUCUGAAAUCUUCGCCGCAGUUUUCAAAGAAAGCAAGAUCUCGGGGGCCCUGAUUCAUGGAGUCGGAUAUUCAGCAAAAACAUCACCGUCUUCUCCACGAUGACCAGUACGAACUCCACCACCGGCAGACAAACUCCGGGUUGACUCGGUACCAAUCGGCGCCGAGCUCGUACUUCACCAGCGUCGUCGACCGGAAAUUGUGCGAGCAAUUCGUGAGUAGGCCGUCGAGUCCGGAGACGGAGCGAAUCUUCGCACAAUUUAUGACCAGCGGGAGCGGCGCGCAACAAAUUGUAGCAGUGCCGCCGACGGUGAAAAGCCAAGCGGAGGACGUAAUUCAGAAACAGAGCAAUAUGAAGCGUUACACAUCUGUUUUGAACCAAAAUCAAUGGAAACCCCCUUUGCCAAAUAAGAGCAUUAAUUUGAGGAGGGAAGAUAGUUAUUCAAUGGAAAUGGGCGGUAAUUGCAGCCUUGUUCGGCAGAGCAGUUCACCUGCACAGUUGCUGUCCCACAUCAACCUUGAAAUUGAAACUGCAGGGUUCCCGUUUGAGAAUUGGGAGGAUACAGACACGGACAUCAUUAUGCUAUCCAAGUCCCAAAAUCAGCAUAUGAAAGCCAGAAAUCAAGGUCCUAUGUUGGGUCCAGCUUUUCUCCACUUAUCAGAUUCUGUACCCUGCAAAAUCCGUGCCAAGCGGGGCUGUGCAACUCACCCUAGAAGCAUAGCUGAGCGAGUUAGGCGAACAAGAAUCAGCGAGAGGAUGAGGAAAUUACAACAACUUGUGCCCAAUAUGGAUAGGCAAGCAAAUACAUCAGAAAUGUUGGAUUUGGCUAUUGACUACAUAAAGUGCCUUCAGAAACAAGUUCAGACACUAUCAAAUAAUCAUCAAAACUGUAGAUGCUCAAACAAGCAGCUGCAACAAAAUACUAGUAUGUUGUGAUUAUUUUGCAACAUGAGAAGGGUAGAAAGAUUUCCAACAAGUGCGUAAUCAAGAUAUAAAAUGUGUAUAAAUGGCUGAUUAUAACGUUCUAACUUCUUGACUUGAUGCAAA